Messenger RNA from Penicillium olsonii, 2361 nucleotides. NCBI's taxonomy places the organism in Eukaryota, Fungi, Ascomycota, Eurotiomycetes, Eurotiales, Aspergillaceae. The record is from the annotation of a GenBank genome assembly.
AUGGCGGUGGCGGAUGCCCCCGGUCUCAUGGACAUUGCCAGCACCCUGGCCCAAGACGAGAUACCCUUUAAAUUGAGAUGCGCCAUCUGCAACAGUCUAGCGGUAAAUGCCUUCCGGCUUCCCUGCUGUGAUCAGUCAAUAUGCGAGACCUGCCAAGCUUCUCUUUCCGAUACCUGCCCCGUCUGCACUCAUACCCCAGUCUCUCCGGAUCUCUGCAAACCCAACAAGGCUUUGCGCACUACGCUCAAGGCCUUCCUACGCACAGAGGAGAAGAAGCGGGAGAAAGAUCGCCAAUCCGCGGCAGCUCCAUCCAACGACCCGCCAGCAGAGGCCAGCUCGGCUGAGACUGCUCCUCAGAAUGGCGAACCGGGAGCAGCUGUGACAGUGGACGUCUCAGCGCCUACGGAGCCUACACAGUCGAGCUCGGGAGGUUUGGAAGAGACUUCUCCGGCUGUAAAAACUCCCACCGCUACCGCGGCUGGGCAGAGUGUUGCGGAACCUGCUCCCCAUCAGGCGAAUACUGAUGCUGAUCUUGAAGCUCCGCCCGCGGAAGCUGUUGAUGAACCCAAUGGGGCCGAGACUACACUCGAAUCCACGGCCGAGAAUCCCACCGGUUCGGCCAUCGAUGAAGAAUCUGCUCCCGCUCAAGGUGCUCCCGAGGAUCCGAAUUCUGCCAUGAAUCUCAACAUGGGCGGGAACUACCCAAUGGGCUGGAACGGAAAUACAAUGAACCCUUACAUGGCUGGCAUGUUCAACUUCCCGAACACAAUGGGAAUGCCCAUGGGGAUGGACCCAAUGGCAGAUCAGGGGAUGUUCGGUGACUACGGAAUGAACAUGACUGGCAUGGGUAUGAACUCUGGGAACUACAACGGUGGCAUGUAUGGAUCUCUAGGCUGGGACCCCUCUCAGAACAACAAUAUGUGGCAAGGCGCCCAAAAUAAAUUCAAUCCAAAUGCAUUCGCAAAUGGCACGGGUCCUUACGGGGGAUCGUUUGGGUCUAAUAUGUCUGCUUACCCUCCGAAUUAUCAGUCUGGCUACUAUGGAGGCUACGGCCGCGGCAACUUUCGAGGCCGAGGCCGAGGCCAAUACCAGGGCUUUGGCCGUGGAUUCAAUCCUCACGCUAACCCGGGAUAUUCUAACUAUUCAGGCGCUAUGGCUGGAGCUGAGGGUAAUUUACCGAACGGAGAUCCAGGAGAUGGAAUGUCUAUGAACCCCGAUAACCAAGUACAAGGAUACAAUGGCAACGAUCAGUCCGUCUAUGGCAGUAAUGGACAUGGACAUCCUCCAGGACCUGGAGUGGAAGGAGCGCCAGCGGCCCCGCGUGCAAUGAGACAAGGACUUCCCAAUACCAGCGUCUACCGCCAACGCAUGGUCCAGGGUCGAGCCAGUAAUCCUAGUGACCCUGACACCGGGGUAAGUGCCCCCGUGGAAUCGUCUCGAUCUGGAUCGCCUUCGCAACUUGAAUCCCAGCCUCGCUCCCCUUCAGUACAAGGUACAGAAGACGGACAAGACACCCGUCGGGAAGCAGAAUUCAAACGCAUGGAUCGAGUGGACGAGCUCCAAAAUGAUGCUCGUCGCACUCGCUCCCCAUCCCGAACAUCUUCCCGUCGGUCUUCGCGACGCAGGCCUGUUGACGAGGACCGGGAAAGGGACCGCAAAGACAGUUACCGAUCACAGCGGUCUCGUCGUCGCCGCAGCCGCAGCCACAGCUCCAGUCGGAAUGGAGAUUCUCGGCUAUCUUCUCGCCUGGAUGACAUUCCAGAAGAUCCAUCUAGCACCCGAACGAAAACGGCCUCCGAUGCCCAUGAAUCACGCGACCUCGCCAGCCGAAUCAGUAACAGUCGUCGCUCAGACAAAGAUCGUGUCAGUCGACGUGAGAAUGACCGAUCCCACGGUCAACCCCGAGAGUCUCGCCGCCGGGAGCGCGAGCGAGACCGGGACCGUGAUCGACGGGAUCGAGACCGAGACACCGAUCGAGACCGUCGCCGCGAAGACCGCGACAAGGGUCGAGGCGAAGAGCGUGACCGGGAUCGUCGGGAUCGCCCUAGAGAACGGGAACGGGAUCGCAAGCGCUCCCGCCGCGAUCGUUCACUGUCUGUCAACGGUAGUGAUCAUCCUCAAGCCCGACGCGUAAAACGUGAUGAGGAUCGCAAUGGUGAUCAGUCAAGCGGCGCGUCGAUCAAAAGAUCUGAGCCUGAAAAAGACCCUUACACACUUGAGCGCGAGGCCCGUAACAAGGAGCGCCUGCAGCGCGAGCAGCAGCAUCGAGAGAAGGCCAAUCCUGGCCGUCGCCGUGAGAGCCGGCAGGACCGGAUGGUGGCAGGCCGUCGCAUCAACUACAAGUACGAGGAUGAGCUUUAG